Messenger RNA from Clupea harengus (Atlantic herring), 2740 nucleotides. RefSeq names its product ubiquitin-like modifier activating enzyme 2 (gene uba2). Gene Ontology annotation, molecular function: SUMO activating enzyme activity. The record is from RefSeq and is a predicted model, not a curated record. Gene Ontology annotation, cellular component: cytoplasm; SUMO activating enzyme complex. NCBI's taxonomy places the organism in Eukaryota, Metazoa, Chordata, Actinopteri, Clupeiformes, Clupeidae. Gene Ontology annotation, biological process: protein sumoylation.
AAGAGUCGAUCUGGAAAGGGCGGAUGUUUGUCUCUCUGGAGAAGAGCGCCCUCUGUCUUGAUAGUAACCCCACUGAAGAUUGAAGAUUUGAAGCCGCUGCACGGCUGUCUAUAUCAACCGCUCAACAAUGGUUCACCUAGUGGGGUCCCUUCGCAAAGAACUCGCCGAUUCUGUCUCUAGCUGCCGGGUGCUGGUGGUUGGAGCUGGAGGAAUAGGUUGUGAACUCUUGAAAAAUCUGGUGCUUACCGGCUUCAAAAACAUAGAAGUGAUCGACUUGGACACCAUCGAUGUAAGCAACCUGAACAGACAGUUCCUAUUUCAGAAGAAGCAUGUGGGGAAGUCCAAAGCAGAGGUGGCUAAAGAAAGUGUGCUGCAGUUUUGCCCAUCAGCAAACAUCACAGCAUAUCACGAUAGCAUCAUGAACCCAGACUAUAAUGUGGAGUUCUUCAGGAAGUUUGUGCUGGUCAUGAAUGCGCUGGACAACAGAGCGGCACGUAACCAUGUGAACAGGAUGUGUCUGUCAGCAGACAUCCCUCUGAUUGAGAGCGGCACAGCCGGAUACCUGGGCCAGGUUACAGUCAUCAAGAAGGGUCAAACGGAGUGUUACGAGUGCCAGCCCAAACCCACACAGAAGACAUUCCCUGGGUGCACCAUCCGCAACACUCCCUCUGAGCCCAUCCACUGCAUUGUGUGGGCUAAGUACCUGUUCAAUCAGCUGUUUGGAGAGGAGGAUGCUGAUCAGGAAGUUUCUCCCGACCAAGCGGACCCAGAGGCCAGAUGGGACUCUGCGGAGGCUGCAGCUAAGGCCAGUGCCUCUGAGCAGGAUGGAGACAUCAAGCGUGUCAGCACCAAAGAUUGGGCCCGGUCCACCGGAUACGACCCAGUCAAACUCUUCAACAAGUUGUUUAAAGAUGACAUCAGGUACCUCCUGACUAUGGACAAGUUGUGGAAGAAGAGGAAAGCCCCAAUGCCUUUAGACUGGGAAGAGCUACUACAGCAAGCAAGCCCGUCAGAGGCAGUGAGUGUGAGCGGACUGAAGGACCAGCAGGUGUUUGGGGUUCAGGGUUACGCCCAGAUGUUCAGCAGCAGUGUCAAGACACUCCGAGAAGACCUCCAGCAGAAAGGAGAUGGCGCAGAACUUGUGUGGGACAAGGACGACCCUCCAGCAAUGGAUUUUGUGACUGCAGCAGCCAACCUGCGCAUGCAUAUCUUCAGCAUGAACAUGAAGAGUCGCUUUGAUGUCAAAUCCAUGGCAGGGAACAUCAUCCCAGCAAUCGCCACCACCAACGCCAUCAUUGCUGGACUCAUCGUGCUAGAGGGCCUCAAGAUCCUCUCAGGACAGAUGGACAAGUGCCGCACGAUCUUCCUGAACAAGCAGCCCAACCCACGUAAGAAACUGCUGGUGCCCUGUGCCCUUGACCCUCCCAGCUCCAACUGCUACGUGUGUGCCAGCCGACCCGAGGUGACAGUCAGACUCAACGUCCACAAAACCACCGUCCUGUCCCUGCAAGACAAGAUUCUGAAGGAGAGGUUUGGGAUGGUGGCUCCAGAUGUUCAGAUAGAGGAUGGCAAAGGCACCAUCCUCAUCUCCUCAGAGGAGGGAGAGACUGAGGCAAAUAAUAACAAGGUUUUGUCUGACUUUGGGAUCCGGAAUGGCAGCCGCCUCCAAUCGGACGAUUUCCUUCAGGACUACACACUCCAAUUGAACCUUCUGCACAGUGAGGAGCUAGAGAAGGAUGUGGAGUUCGAGGUCGUGGGUGAAGUCCCUGAGAAAGGUCCUGCACCAGCAGCCGAGGACGGCAAGAGCAUUGCUAAUGGCAACAAAGACUCCGCCCAACCUUCCACCUCAUCUAAAGUUCCUGUAGAGGAGGAUGAUGAUGACGACGUUCUCAUUCUCGACUCCGACGAAGAGCCAUCAUCCAGCUCUGCCAUGAACGUUUCCACUGAGGGGGGAUCAGCACAAAAGCGGAAGCUCGCUGACGCCGAGACUGGCGAAUCCUCGGCCAAACGCAAACGCCUGGACAAGCCAACCGCCAGCGAGCAGGAUGACGAUGAUGACAUCAUCGCUCUCGAUUAAGCCACACCUUGACCCUGGGAUGUCGCGCUCUCUGGUUACAUUCUGCCCCUCUGCCUGAACUGUAAAUAGAUCUGUACAAAACAGCGCCCCCUGUCUCUCGUUUCUGUUCUACCAUGGACUGAACCUGUUUUCCAAUUAAGCUUUUAUCCCAAAUUGCAGCUGAUUCUGGUGUGGGUCUGACACUGAUCCACUCCAGCGAAACCAGCUAUGUGGGCAGAAUCAUGGCGGUUGAUACAGAAGUGAUCUUUCUCUUGUGGACCCCACGCUGGUUUUUUUUGUAGCUUUGCUUAUCGUCUGGUCUCUAAUGGGGCGGGGGUGGGGUGUGUGCUUAACAAUGUUCGGAGAGGUUCAUGUAUCUUGCUUUAUUUUGUCCUCAUAUUUAAUUUUUUUGUAAGAAAAACCUUUGAUGAAACAAAACCCGACAGGCCCUGAAAGAUGUGUCCGUAUUUUUUCAGUGAGUCUUUGGUCGUAGGUGUACUACUUUCACAGUUGGGAGGGGUGGGGACAAGGAGCUGAACACUGAGGUGUGUUAUUUUUACUGUCUGUUUUCUAGACCCGGUAAGGGUCCAGAACCGUAUGUGUGAUCAGCAACAAAGCUUACACAUACACACUCACAUAUUUUCAUACAUACACAAGUCCUAAUAAAGCAUUGCAGUACACACA